Messenger RNA from Cryptococcus wingfieldii CBS 7118, 2244 nucleotides. RefSeq lists its product as hypothetical. The record is from RefSeq and is a predicted model, not a curated record. The transcript has a single exon. Gene Ontology annotation, biological process: DNA-templated transcription. Lineage: Eukaryota; Fungi; Basidiomycota; Tremellomycetes; Tremellales; Cryptococcaceae. The coding region runs from base 1 to 2244 and encodes 747 amino acids. Gene Ontology annotation, molecular function: zinc ion binding; DNA binding.
AUGCUCGAGCAUGGAUAUAUGGCACUUACACUCUUGCAGCUCGACCCGGAGCUUGAUUCGGAUGCGUACGCGGGGCCAGUCAUCAACCGCGACUCUUUUGACCUGAAUGCCUACCGCCGCGAACUUUCCGGUCGAAACAUACCCUCUUUCCCUUCCCACAAACCACUCGAUGCGUCCAAGCCGGGCCAUUACCGUACCACCGAGACAUCUUUCAAUAAUGCCGACACUCCCGAAUCUUUCUUGAGGAGGUUCUAUGCUGAGCUCUCCCCGGCCACGUCCCUGAACCACGUUGUGGACGAGAAAGACCAUCACAAUCAAAUCAGUGUUGCAGGAAGUAUGAAGUGGAUGGGUAUCCGGGACGAACACUGGCGAUACCAUGGGAGAUCUUCGCAUAUUGACCUUGUUGCAACCCUUUCGGGGCUCCAACGAAAUACUGCAGGGCGACACAAAGAAUUUGUGGCGGAAGUGAUCAAAACCAAGAGGCCAGAAUUUUGGGAGGUGCCGGAAUGGGAGGUUGUUGUUGCACAAGAAGGUGUGCAGAGUGUUGAUCUCGGUCCUUGGCCUGAUGAGGGGCUGAGUCAAUCAAUUAUCAACGCCUAUUUCCGCCACAUCAAUAUACAUCUGCCUCUGCUCGACAAGAAGGACUUUCAGAAUCAGUACGACACUGGCAAGUGGCGAGUCAACAAGGGAUUUGCCAAACUAUGUCUCCUUGUCUUUGCAUGCGGCUCUCGCUUCGUUGACGAUGCGCGUGUACUAUGGCCUGUGGAACACAACAAGCCCGUGGGCCUCCCGCACCACAGCUCCCAGUACACACAACGCCAAUCUGCUGGUUGGGGCUAUUUCCUCUCUUUCUUGAGGACAGGCAAAAGCAUCGCCGAAGGCCCCAGCCUUUCAGAGAUACAAUGUCAAGUCUUGACGUGUCAAUUCUUGUUUGGUGCUGCUCUUCCACACUAUGUGUGGACGCUGGCUGGCUCAGGCCUUCGCUCGACGCAAGAGCUUGGCAUCCAUAUGCGAGCUACGCUCCACCAAGCUGACCCCGUGCAACGCGAGAUGUUCACGAGGGCGUUCUGGUGUCUCUACCACCUCGAUCGGCUCAAUAGCUCGAUCAUCGGGAGAACCGUCGCCAUCCAGGACUCUGAUUUCGACCUUUACUAUCCUUCCGAUGUGAGCGGGUCCACAUCUGGUGAAUCAUCCGAAGUGUCCGUUUUCGUCCAGUUGAUCAAGCUCGAUCACGUCCUCGGAGCUGCGUUGCAGACUAUAUACGCUCAGAGAGCCAGCUUACGCAGCAAAGCAAUGCUUCAGGUCUCUGUUGACCAGCUCAACAAUGCUCUCAACGCGUGGUCUACCCAUCUCCCCGAAACACUGCGGUGGAGCCCGACCAUACCAGACUAUGUCUUGUUCCAGCAGGUGUCUACAUUAUCCUUGCAGUACUUUUACUGCCGCAUCUCAGCCAACCGUCCUUUGAUGGAGCCCAGUGCCUACGCCAAAGCCGACCCGUCCUCUGCAUUCGCACUCAGUCUCGAUGCGUCCCGCCGGAUAUUGGACAUUGUCAACUCGUGUCUGGCUCGUAGUCGACAGGAGCCAUUCCAAGCAGGUCCCGUCCUUGAUAUAAGCACUGCUCUGCCUAUAUGGCAAGCUGCUAUCAUCGUGCUCAUCGACGUCUACUCGAGCAGCAGGCAGACUACAAAACAACGUGAUGCGAGCUUGCAGCUAGUGAGGGUUGCUUUUGAUGCCAAUCAAGAGCUCGAGGGCCAAUGGAAGAUGGCGGGCAAGUUCAAUGACAUGUUAUCUGUCCUGGGCGACACCGAAGUCCUUCCGAGUCUCGAAGGCGGGGAAAGCGCUCAAAAUCAGCUUUCGAACUCGAGAGAUCAUCCUGCAGGGCGGCAAGCUCCUUUCCAAUCUUUCGCCAAUAAUGCCGCAUCGACGUCAUCCACCCGUUCUACACUGGCCAACGAUGCCGUCCCCAUUCCUUACGCCCAUUCCCGUAAUCCGUCUCACACCCCGCCCCCGCGGGGAGGACAGUUCUCAGGCUUCUUACCGCAGCAAUUCCCAAUUGAUCCCGUGCUGGCUUCGCAGGAUGAGCAGCAUGCCGCUCUGGAACACGAGCCGUUGGGUUGGUUGUUGGCGAUGAGCAAUCCGGGCGCACAGGGGAAUGGCGAAAUCGCCGGAGUCAACGGAGCUUUUGGCGAUGGGGAUGUAUGGGCGCAGCUGUUUGACGGAGGCUCUUUCUUCUGUGAGUGCUAG